UACAACUUUCGACGUGGAUUAUCACGACAAAAGUGCAUCGAUGAACUAAAAUCUUUGUAUGGCUAUGAAGCACCAUCCUAUAGCACUGUGAAAAACUGGUACAACGAAUUCAAUCGUGGCCGACGCUCGCUCAAAGACGAAUUCCGUGAAGGUCGUCCAAAAACAGCCGUUGUGCCAGAAAACAUCGAUGCCAUACGUGAACUGAUAAUGCAAGACCGUCAUGUAACAUACCUUCAGAUAGAGGCAUGCCUAUGCAUUUCGCCCACCAGCAUACAUUCGAUAUUGCAUGAACACCUGGCCGUAAAAAAGGUUUGUUCUCGUUGGAUCCCGCUCAAUUUGACAAUCGUUCAAAAAAAGGCUCGUGUGGAUUGGUGUAAAGAAAUGCUGAAAAAAUACGAUCGCGGUGCUUCAAAAGACAUUUAUAAGUUCGUCACAGGUGACGAAUCAUGGAUCUAUGCAUAUGAUCCCGAAACGAAACGC
Molecule: messenger RNA, 480 nt
Organism: Bactrocera tryoni
Lineage: Eukaryota; Metazoa; Arthropoda; Insecta; Diptera; Tephritidae
Exons: 2
Molecular function (GO): nucleic acid binding
Source: RefSeq, a predicted model, not a curated record